Messenger RNA from Cryptosporidium ubiquitum, 1095 nucleotides. RefSeq lists its product as uncharacterized. Lineage: Eukaryota; Apicomplexa; Conoidasida; Eucoccidiorida; Cryptosporidiidae. The record is from RefSeq and is a predicted model, not a curated record. The coding region runs from base 1 to 1095 and encodes 364 amino acids. Gene Ontology annotation, molecular function: transcription coregulator activity; RNA binding. The transcript has a single exon. Gene Ontology annotation, biological process: regulation of DNA-templated transcription. Gene Ontology annotation, cellular component: nucleus.
AUGCCAAAUGUAAGAUUAAGACUGGGCGAUUGGAUUUGCCCAGUUCAAAGCUGCUUGGAGGUCAAUUUCGCACGGAGGAAAAUAUGUUAUAAGUGUCAAGCCUGUCGCCCAGGUUUGAACCAAAACAGAUCUGUACUUAAAUGGUCUCAGAACUUUGCCGUACCUCCUUUCAUGAAGCCGGGAGACUGGAUCUGCACUUUAUGCGGUAGGAUGAAUUGGGCGAGACGUAAUGUUUGCUUGGAAUGUAGAACAGAAAGAUCUUCAUUUCAAGAAAGGGUAAUGAUGAAAGGUCAAAAUGAUUCAGAUGCGAUUUCAAGUAGUAAACCGUCUUUGAACAGAAAAAAAAAGAUACUUAAUGAUUUAUCUGAUAAUAGUAAAAGCAAGAAUUUUCGGAAUUCUUCAUGUAGUGAGCUCGGAUCAAUUAAGAGCUUUAAAACUGAACAGGAAGAAAUAGGUUUUGAAAAUCCAAAUGUAACGAAGUUACAUAAUUAUGGAUUUGGAGACUGCCAUAAUAGUCAUAAUAAACGAAUUAUGGAUAACAGCAGUAGAAGGUAUUAUAGUAAGGAAUUGUAUAUUCCUCAAGAACCCGGACAAUUAUCAAGUUUUUUCUAUAAUAAGCAAAGAACCAGAAAGGCGGAUUUAAAUUCUGGAGAAAUGCUUCGUAGUUCGCUCCAGUUUGAUAAUAGUACUAGUUUGAAUACUAUAAUUAGUAGUGACAUCUUAUUGCAACAAAAGAAAGAAGAUUUUUAUUUAAAUGGAGUAAAGGAAAGAGAGGCACUCUUUUCGUACCCCAAAGAUCUUAGAGAACUAUGUCUUAGUUCUAAAGCAUCUUUUAUAGAAGGAUUCCAAUCUACUCCAAAUUGUAUGGCGUGUUGUUCAAGGCCAAACAAUGGUAGAAACAACAAUUUGCCAUUCAUGGAGUGUAAUUGGCCCGCUAGUGCGAAAGAUUGGAGAUUUAGAGGUAAUUUAAUUAACUCUACUUUCGAGCCCUCGUCUUCAAUGAUGCACACAAACCAUUUGAAAUUUAAAAAACAGUCACCCUCACUAACCUCAAACCCUCACUUUAGCGUCCAAUACAAAGCCCGAAAAGGUUGA